AUGGAAGAAAGGCAUAGACGAGCUAUACAGCAGAACUUUACGUCUCUGGUGGAGCAGACAGACCUGGAUAGGAUGGUAACAGCCUUGUACGAGCGGGGAGUGUUCUCAGAACAGAUGAUUGAACAGUAUAAGGACGUGAGUAAAGAUGCAAGGUACCGCAAACGACUUCUAUACAUGGACGUGACUAGGAGAGGCCCUCAAGCGUUCGGUCACCUGUUGGACGCCUUGUUCGAGGCUGGCCACUGGAGCCUCGUGCGGGACCUGGACCCUCACAGUGCGCUACACAGCCACAGCAGACCUCAGACGGCCAGGCGACCUCUACCAGACACCAGUUCACAUUCGAGCGAAAACAACUUCGUUAGUAUCAGUGCUGAGAAAAAGAAAACGAAGAGUGUCCCAGAGCCGGCUAAAAGUCCGCGGCGCCCCCCGCCCGCCGUCAGCUCGGCCGGCCCCGACGAGGAGGAGCCUGCGGAGAUACCUCAGAUACACGUGGUCAAAUCAACCAAGUUCUACGAGGACGGACACGACAUCAAGCUGUACCGCACGCGCGGCCGCAACCGGGGCGUGCUGGUGGUGUUCACGUACAUCGAGUUCCUCCACAACACGGCCUCGUACCGGCGCGGCGCCGCCGUGGACUGCCAGCGGCUCAAGUACCUGUUCAACGAGCUGGGCUUCAAGGUGCUGUCCUACAUCAACCUGACGGAGAGCGAGACCUGGAGCACGCUGCACUCGCUCAAGAAGGUGGUGGCGGGCGUGGAGAGCGUGUUCAUCGUGGUGUCCUCGCACGGCUACCCGUCCUCGCGCGGCUCCGACAUUGACAUCCGCUGCCACGACGGACGGUUCAUCAGCGUGUUCGAGAUCGUCAACCACUUCAACAACGAGAGGUUCCCCGCGCUCCGGGGCAUCCCCAAGGUCUUCAUAUUCCAGCUCUGCCGCGGCAACAACGAGGGCUUCCUGUACGGCGGCGCGGAGUCGGACGGCACGCCGAGGGGCGCGGGCGGCGGGGCGGGGCCUCCUCGCCUGCUGCCGCCCGAGUCCCCGGGCGGGGGCCGCGCGCCGGACCGCGUCACGUCGGACAUCCUGGUGGCUCACUCCACCAUCCCCGGCAACGUGUCGUUCCGCGACCGGCGGGACGGCUCGUGGUACAUCCAGGCGCUGUGCUCGGUGUUCGCGGCGCGCGCUCACGAUUGUCACGUCGAGAAGCUGUUCACGCUCGUGGACAAGGAGCUCCACAAGAACUUCCACGUGCAGACCUCCGCCGUCGAGAAGUGGGGCUUCAACUGUCGGCUCUACCUGCACCCGGGGCUCGUGGAGACAGACGGGCCCGACCACGGACACGCGACCUAG
Molecule: messenger RNA, 1347 nt
Organism: Danaus chrysippus (African queen)
Lineage: Eukaryota; Metazoa; Arthropoda; Insecta; Lepidoptera; Nymphalidae
Source: the annotation of a GenBank genome assembly